This is a messenger RNA of Exophiala oligosperma, 1326 nucleotides long. RefSeq lists its product as uncharacterized. Bases 345 to 1226 code for a protein of 293 amino acids. The transcript is spliced from 2 exons. Gene Ontology annotation, biological process: U6 snRNA 3'-end processing. Gene Ontology annotation, cellular component: nucleus. Gene Ontology annotation, molecular function: 3'-5'-RNA exonuclease activity. The record is from RefSeq and is a predicted model, not a curated record. NCBI's taxonomy places the organism in Eukaryota, Fungi, Ascomycota, Eurotiomycetes, Chaetothyriales, Herpotrichiellaceae.
CUUAUCUAUUUACAUAAAAAUUGGUGCUUAGGCCAUUGUCUCCCACAUUGAAAGACCCAUGUAUCUCGCGGGCAUAUGAUUCGUCCCGUGUCGAAUACACCACAUCGCUUUGCGAGUCGGAAAACCGACAAUAUAGCUGGAGAGUGCCACAUAUCCAAGGCCAACUGAGACAUUCACGCCAUUGUCUUCGUCACCAGCUUCCCACCCUACCUAUUGCUGAUCGCCAUUUUCUCCAGGGUCUGACCCUGCUCCGCCCGUCCAUUUCUUUUCCCAAUUCCCAAGGGCUCCAUGCGUCGAGUCUCCUUGGCAGGUACCAUGUUCAGGUUUUCCUCGACUUGAUAAACAUGCUGGUCGACUAUUCGGACUCAAACUCUGAAACUGAUGAGCCCUCUCCUGGUGAAUCUCCAGGUCAGAGGAAGCGGAAAGCCUCUGACCAUGAACCAAAAAACAAGGUCGACAGCAGAAGACCUCCGCCACUUCCUACUUCGUUCCAUACACUGUAUGCAACAAAUGUGAGAACUGCUGCAAGCGAUGAUCCUACUUUGCAUGCUGGUCGUACACGGCAGGUACCUCACGUGGUAGGUAACUGGCCAACACACGUAUACCUUGAAUGGCAUCCCCCGAAACAAGAGCUGGCCAUGCUUGACGAUGUGAUUGAGCAUGCAAGACCAUCGAAUGACAUCGGCAGAAGCAUGCACAGCUUUCUGCGUUCUGAACUGGGAGCAUUACAACCACUACAUAUCAGCUUGUCAGCUCCCCUUGUACUUAAAACGGAUCAGAAGGGCCCGUUUCAAAAGAGCGUAUGCUCAGAAGUGCAUAAACGUCGAGUAAGCGUUUUCACUGUUCGCGUUACAGGGCUGGCAUGGGUUGCCAAUCAUGAUGGAAGUAGAUACUUCUUGGUGCUCAGGCUUGGUAGGCCUCGCAACGAUGAACUGAAUAAGCUCUUGUCUGCAUGUAAUGCGGUAGCUCGACGCCUCGGACUUGCUGAGUUGUAUGCUAAUAAAGGAACUUGUGUGGACAAAGUCGACUUGAGCGAGCAAUUGGAGAGAUCUGAUAUGACUGAUGCAUUUCAUAUCAGCAUAGCAUGGGCUCUACAGGAGCCUGAUAAGCAGGCUAAAGAGCAGCUUGGGAAGCUCAAUGACUUGAAGCCAAUCGACAUUGGCUUCUCUGAGCUCAAACUAAAACUGGGUAAUGUUGUUGUUGACAUCCCCUUUGAGGGCCCUUGAUAGUCCUUAGUGUUGCGCUAUCACCACAUGCUAUUCAAGUGACCGGCGUUUCCGCUUACCGGCGGUGGUGAAUGAAGCAUCAGUGUCAUGAACUCCUUGG